UGAUAAACAAAAUAUUUUGCUUGUAAUUCUCUUCAAGGUAUAUUCUAUAAGAGUAUUAUAGUAUUAUUUCUUUAUGUUGUUUGUGUAUACAAAUAUUAUAAAUACACUUAAAACACAGACACGUCUUAAACCCGUGAAUAUCGUAGUGGGACUUCUGAGCUAUUCCCGAAAACUUGCAGAGACGGACAGUCGAAUCAUAAUUAAAUUGCGAAAACAUAAUUUUCGUUAAUGGCUAUGACUUCUGGGAAAGAUACAAUGGGGUAAGUGUUUUAUUUGAUCAUAAUAAUACGAUAAUUUGUAAACGUGUUAAUCAAAAUUUAAAUUUAAAAUCAUUCAAUAGAGAGCAGCCGAUAUUCACAUGCAAAGCUCAUGUAUUCCACAUAGAUCCCAAAACAAAAAAAUCGUGGAUAUCAGCAUCCACGGUGGCUGUCAAUGUUUCUUUCUUUUUUGACUCUCAUCGUGCCUUGUAUCGCAUUAUUAGUGUCGAAGGAAGCAAAGUAUGCCUUGAUAAUGUUAAAAAGUAAUCGUAAUAUUAUAAAACAGAAUUAUUAACAUGUUCUAAAAUUUUUAGGCAGUCAUUAACAGUACAAUAACGCCUAACAUGUCAUUUACAAAAACGUCUCAAAAAUUUGGUCAAUGGACUGACACUAGAGCCAAUACUGUGUAUGGCCUAGGGUUUUCAUCUGAACAAGAGCUAAUUAAAGUAUGUCUUAUAAAAUAAUUAUAUGUCAUUAGUUUGUUGUAUUAAUUGAAACAAAAUUAAUUCCAUUAGUUUAUACAUAAGUUUGAAGAAGUUAAGGAAAAAACCAGACAAUCGGCAGUCAAUGGACCACAGCAGAUUCAACAAAAUUAUAUGAGUUCAACGACACCAGUUACGAGUGCUAAUGCUAGUCCUGUAACUACUCGUAUUAGUCAAUCAUCUGAGGGUCAAAGUAUUAUUGAACCUCCCAACAUGACACCAACAGAACCAAAUACUACUCCUGAAGAUACUAAUUCAACUGAACAAAUGAUUAACCAAAUGUCUAAAAAUAUGAUUUCUAAUGCUAAUCAUGUAAUAAGAAAUAAUUUUUUAGUUAAGUAUAAUUGUUGUUUCAAUAUAUAUUUUGUAUCUAGGCUGUAGAGAGUCCAAAACAUCAAGUAAGCAAUGAUGGACGGAUGAGUGGUGGAAAUUCUAUGAUGUCUGAAUCUCAAUUAAAAUAUGAAAAUGAAAGAUUAAAAUCAGCUUUAACACAUAGGUAGAAUAUUAAAUUUAUUGUUAAUUAAUUCUAAUAAUAUUAACUAUCAUCUUAAAUAUCUUAGAAAAUGUUUAAUAUAUCUCUAAAAAUAUAUUGACAUUUUGCUAUUUACAGUUCUGCAAAUGCAAAAAAAUGGGAAAUUGAAUUGCAGACAUUAAAAAACAAUAAUUUAAGACUAACAAAUGCAUUGCAAGAGAGUACAGCCAAUGUAGAUGAAUGGAAACGUCAAUUACAAUCUUAUAAAGAGGAAAAUCAAAGAUUGAAAAAUAGAUAUCUAGAUUCUGAAGUAGCCAAAGGUAAAUGUAAUAAUAAAUAAUUUGAACAUACAAUAAUGUUUUAUAUAAUUUAACAUUUCAUUUAUUUGUCUUAAGGAGGAUCAGAAGUCGCUUCAGAAUUAAAAAAUGAGUUAACUAGUCUACGCUUGAAAAUUGAAAACUUAGAUGGUGAAUUAAAAAAUAAAAAUGAAGAAAUCCAAAAGUUGAAUCUGAAUAGAAUGCCACUCGAAGAAAAAUGCAAGGUAAGCGUUAAGUUUAUAUCAUGCUAUCUAAUUUUGAAAUAAACCUAACAAUUUAAAUUUGUUAUAAAGGUGUUAAGUCAAGAGAAUGCUGAACUUCAAGCUGCAGUCAGUUUAGCCCAAGCACAGUUAGAAACAGCUUUAGCAGCACAAGAAUCACAAAGACGUGUUAUAGAUACACUUAACAAUAGCUUAUUUGUGCGUAUACAAGAGUUGGCCGCAAUACACAGAGAAAUGACUACUGCAAUACAAACCUAAGGUACAAUGACGAUCUGUGAAUAGUUACAUAACAGAUAUGAUAAUUGAUUAUAGAAAGAUAUUUAAAAUUUAAUUUAAUUUUUAUGAUAUUGUAUAAUUAUUAUUAAGAGUAAUUUUUUCCAUUUAUAAAAAUUGUUAUGUACUUAUCUAUUAUCGAGCAAAAUAAUGAACGUGACUAUAUUUAAGGAAAAGGCUAGCUUGUAUACACUGUAUAUAACAUAAUAUUUCUGUCAUCAUGCAAAAAGUGAGCAAUUGAAAAACCAUGAUUAAGAGAACGUUAUACUUGCGUGUGCUAUUUGUGUUAAUAUUUGACCUAUUAUCAAACUUAAAAAUAUGAAAAUUAUCUAUUGUUUAUUUUUUUUGUGGAAUUUUAUUGAGCGUGUGAAAUAACCAAAUUUAAAAAUAAAAAACCAUAUUUUUCUUAAAUAUUGAUAUUAUAGUAUAUGAUUUUAUUUUAUAUAUUAUAUAAAUAAUAAUAAUUUUUCUUUAAGAUUUGAUAAUAGGUCAGUUUACUUUAAUAUUAAAUUUAACAGCUUAGAGUUGUCCCUGCUGAAUGUAAAUUUGAUGUCUCAUGAUUGUAAGACUGAGACAACACAUGCGAAUAUAACAUCUUCUUAAACGGUUCAUUUCAUCUUUAUAUGAUAGGUACAGAAAGUGUCUUAGUGAUAUAAAUCUUUUAAGAAUCAUGCUUAACUAAAAUUAUAUCUACUUAAAUUUAAAUUAUUAAAUCACUGACAGUGAAUAUAUUUUAUAAUUAUAAUACAUUAAUGAUAGUUUUUUUGCUUAGAAAAUAGAACAAAUUAGCACAAACAUAUUAAAUGUUUGCAAUAACCAUAUAGUGGGGUGAAAUACAAAAGUAUGCCUUUCCCCUAAAGCUGCUUACACACUAUAUAAUUAAAAAUAUGAGUGCACUGUCCUUAAAUACUAUAUUUUAUUAAAAGUUUGAACUGAAAUAAUUUUAAAUAAUUAAUAAAUUUCCAUUUUUAAAAUGUAUUUGUCUUUUCUAUAGUUUUAUUAGGCUCUUAUAAUUAAUAAAUAUGAAAAUAAAUCAAAUAACGAAUACUUUCAUGAAAUAUCACACAAUUUUCAAUACUGAGAAUAAUAAAAAUAAUACUAUAUAGUUAAAAAUAAUAGUUAAUAAUAGUAAAAAUAAAGACUCCUUAUGUGUAAAUAUACAGGUUUUAAAGUAAUGUUUAAGAAAUUAUUUGAAAUGUACAGUGCCUAGAGAAAUGAUAAAAAAAAUUUAAAAAGUUAAUAGUUAGAAUUUGACUUAUUUUUUAAUGUUGUUUUUAAUAUUUUUUUAAUUUACUGCAACAUUUUGGCAUGGAUUCAUAUAUCAUAUGAUUUUCAAAACUUUAUAAACUAGUUAAUUUCUAUUUAAAAAUAUAACAAAAUAAAAUAAAUAUUUUUGAUUUACUGUUUAUUGUUUUAUUAUCUAUAUAUAUAUAAGAAGAAAAAAACAGUGUAAAUAUUAUUUGAAAUAUACUAAUUAGGUAAUAUAUUAUUUUUAAUUGCUACCAUGAUAUCAUAUAGAAUAUAUUCAUUAAGGUUAAUUCUCAAUUCGCUUAAUAUAAUAUAAGGUUUUGGGCUAUCGAUCAAUGCUAAAAACAUAUAAUAGAAAAAAAAAAUUAUUUAUUUAUUUAUUUUUAUUUUUUUAUUUGUUGGAAUGGAAAAUAAUAUUAUGGUUUCAAAAUUUUGUUGUUUUAUUUUUGAAAUCAUAAAUUCCUCUUACAAUUAUAUAAAUUAUCCCCAUUCUAUUUAUUAACAGCAAUACUUCAAAGGAUUUUGAAGUCAAAAGAUAAAUAUUACUAACAAACCUAAAUAAAUGCUGCAUUUUCAUUGUGCAUGGAUCUCUUAUUGUGUGAGUUCUACCAAACAAUUACAAUAAUAUUUACUAUUUAUAGUUUAUUAACUCUCUGUACCUACUCAAUAUAAUUUGUGUUUCCCAUUUAAUCUGUGAACUCUUGUAAAUCUUUAUUUUCAAGAAUAAUUUAUAAUAAUUUUGAGUAUUAUUUAUUUUGAUAUUAAAACCCUUUUAACAUUUUACAUCAUUUAAAAUAAAAAACAAAAAACCAUUUGCAGUAUUUUAAAUUUUAAUACUUGUUUUUUAUUUUGAAAAAUGUGAAAACAGCCUGUAAUCUCAUAGUUGUUAACAUACGUUCAUUUGUAUCUCAUGUGUAAGCAGCUUUUAUGUUUUAUCAGUUCCUCUGCUACUAUAUUAUUAUUAAUUAAAAUAAUAUUAAGAUCAAUAAAAAAAGAUAGUUUUAAUGGCAAUAAUAUUGUUAAUCAAUAUUAGUAGAGUUUAUUUCAAUAAAAUUAAUCAAUGUGCAAUUUAUUUAUUUAUUUAUUUUUUUAAAUAUAUAUUUUAUCAAAUUUAUGAUCUUAAAAAUACAUUAAAUAAAAAACAGAAUUGAACUUAUAUUGGAUUUUUUAAAAAUACUUAUUAUUAUACCAAUUAAUGUAUUCUUAUAUCUAUUUUAAUUUGGUUGUGUAUUUAAAAUAGUUUAAUAUUAUGUAAAUUAUUUAUUUUAUGGUAAAAGUAUUAGUACACAUUUUCCAUGUAAAAUAUGCUGUAUAUGUUUUUAAUUUUUUUUUAAUUGUAAAAAUGGUUAAUUGAAUUUUACCUAUGCAACGCACAAUUGCCAGCCAUUUAUCUAAUUAUAAUUUAAUAUUCAAUAAUUACAAAGUAUAAGUAUCAAAAGUUAUUUAUGUUAGAACUUUAAUAUGAGUCAACUUCCAUUGUAUGUAUAUAACUGAAACAUAUAGUAUACUGGUAUAAAUAUUAUAAUACACUAUUAAUACAUAUUACUAUAUUAAAAUUAAACAUGUUUGAGAGAAUAAAAAACAAGAUCUUUAAAAAGAUAGGUUUUAGAACAAAGAAAAUGUGACUAUAAGUUUGGGAAGAUAUGAAGGAAUGUGUAGUAGAUAAAGAAACACUGAUAAAUAAGGUGAUUUUGAUAGUGAAAAUAAGAAUUCCAAAUAAGCUGUAACUUCAGCUGUAUGGAAAUUAAGGGAAGAGAAAAAAAAAGAUGCGUUUCUAUUUUAUCCGGGGAAUGGCUAUGUUUUUAUUCUUGUGAUUAAGGUUUUACUAUAUUUAAUAUUCAUUAAGAAAUUGAGUUUCUUCUGUAUGAAAUACUACUUUUUUUCUUAAUUAAUCUAAUUUACUGUAUUUUUAAACUUUUUGUAUUGUUAACUAUGUGAGAUUUAAAAAAAAUAUUACAUCAUUACCUACUCAAACUUAUAGUAUUAUAUAAUUAUACAAUUAUUUUACAUACUACAUAAUUUUACUUCAUAUUGGUUUGAUUUUGUUUAGAUUUUUCAUUCAAUUGUUUGUAAAUUUAAAACAUUUAUACUUCUUGUAUUAUCUAAUUAGAAUAAUAUUAAUGUAUCAACUAUUUUAGAAAUCAUUACUUUUUUCUUUUAAGCAUUCUUAGACAAUUUGCAAUUAAUAUAUUUUGUAUUGUGUUCAAUGUGAUAAAUACUUACAUUGUGUUUACAGUUUACACAAAAUAGUAGACAUUUAAUUAAUAAGUCAAAACAUAUAUGACAACUUAAUAGCUCUAACUGAAAGCUUUUAGACAAUUGUAAUACUUAAAAACAAAAAUAUUGGAUAUUGUAUUUUAUAUUAGAAUAAUUAUAAUGGAUACUUUUAUUAUAGAUUUUUGUAUAAAGAAGGAUCAAAUAAAUUAUUUAUUUUCUAUUAUGACCCAUGAAAAAGGCUGACAAGUUAUGUGAGUUAGUAUAAUUGAAUAGUAUUUAUGAUCAAAGUGUUUAUGAUGCCCCAAAAUACGAAUACAAGUUGAUUCAAUAUGUUCUAAUUUUAUUUAUCUGAAAAUUGUCAAUUUAUUUAAUUUAUAUUUAUUGAUUUUUCUGCAAUAUUACUAAAUAUACUUUCCCUUUGUUUUUUUGAUAGUAUUUUUAAAAAUUAUUUUAGGUUUAUAACAUUUAAUAAGUCAUUAUUCUGCCAAGUUUUUUGUUAAAAUUUUAAUUUAAAGUUUAUAAAGUAUUGAUUGCAUGUGUUUGUGCCAAUAAUUACAUAUUACCUAUUAUAAAAUAAUGUAC
Molecule: messenger RNA, 6069 nt
Organism: Cinara cedri
Lineage: Eukaryota; Metazoa; Arthropoda; Insecta; Hemiptera; Aphididae
Source: the annotation of a GenBank genome assembly